AUGACUACUUGUGAUAGUAAAAAUGAACAUGAUACAUUCAGUGAUUCUCUGCUUGACCUUGAGGUUAAUUUUCAAGUGAUCAAGAUGGAAGGAAGUUUUUUUCUGUGGAUAGGAAAAGAUCCAUAUUUUGGGAACCUGGCCAUGGCUUUGACAACUAAGUUUGAGAAAAAUCCCCUCGGCACGCACCUCCAUGGAGACCGGAAUGAUGACUUCAGUAUUACACUUGCACAGAAAUUAGCCAAGAAGACUGGCAAGCAGGUAUUUGUGAGUUCAUGUCUUCCACAUGACAGGCAGUUGAUGCCACUGGUGGAGAAAAGAGUGGCAGAAGAAAUGAAGGUCAACCCUGACAAGUUCUGAAUGCUAACAUCAGCUUCAAGGCGACUUCAAUGAACUACUAUGGUUGCAGCUGGGAUCAGUCGAAUCUCAGAUCGGGAUGGAAGGGUGGUCUUGUUACUUGCAAGAUGAUACGGGUGCUCGUCCCAAGCAAGAUGAUUCGGGUGUACCGUCCCAAGCAAGGAAUUUUCAUUGACUUCACUGUCGACCCAGACCGCUGUUUCAUGCCUCAACUCAUAACAAAUAAUCAAGUGUCAAUCACUUGACGAUGGAGGACAGACCCAGUGUGGAGGACUUCUGGAGACCACUCAAUUUCAGACUAUUCUCUCUGAGAAGAACACAAAACACCAGUCCAAUAAUAUCAAGCCAUUCUGUUGGACUCUAUUUGAAGAAAAGCAUCGUCCAGAAUGGUAAUUAAAACCAAUGACAAUGUGAUGUUUUUUUCAUCUCCUUCUGGUUCUGGAAGCUUUUACUUCUUCUUCUGUGUUCAGAAGUUUUGAGAUGUUCGCUAGAGAGAGGGUUUUUAAUUUCCAUUUUUUUUCGAGCCAGUGUUGCGAGCCUGCUAGUCUGGUCCACCUGUAAGCUCACCAAGCAAACAUUGACCUGGAAUAAAGUGGUAAAAAAGAUUUCCUGAAGAAGUUUAAGAAACAUUAAAUUGCUUUUCUCCUCUAUUUUCAUACCACAGUAAGGGUUCUCUAAUGUUCUA
Lineus longissimus is the source of this 1039-nucleotide messenger RNA. RefSeq names its product proteasome assembly chaperone 4-like. The record is from RefSeq and is a predicted model, not a curated record. Lineage: Eukaryota; Metazoa; Nemertea; Pilidiophora; Heteronemertea; Lineidae. The transcript has 4 exons. Gene Ontology annotation, biological process: proteasome assembly. Bases 1 to 357 code for a protein of 118 amino acids.